This is a messenger RNA of Penicillium canescens, 213 nucleotides long. RefSeq lists its product as uncharacterized. The coding region runs from base 1 to 213 and encodes 70 amino acids. The transcript has 2 exons. The record is from RefSeq and is a predicted model, not a curated record. Lineage: Eukaryota; Fungi; Ascomycota; Eurotiomycetes; Eurotiales; Aspergillaceae.
AUGGAUGAACCCGAUAUCGAAGUCUACGUAUUCCAUUAUAAUACUGUUCAAGAUCUCGACACCGACAUCGGCUACGUUGGCUUACGCAACUGGGGGGCAACACGCGCCGCUUCGAAGUUGACCACCUCAAGUGUUGCAGGCCGUGGUGGUACGCAGAUUGUUGAAUUUGAUUGGAGACCAAACUUUGUCUAUCAACUUCGUUUCUAUGACUGA